Messenger RNA from Sciurus carolinensis (gray squirrel), 4922 nucleotides. It is a transcript of the gene Rbm12, whose product is annotated as RNA binding motif protein 12. The record is from RefSeq and is a predicted model, not a curated record. NCBI's taxonomy places the organism in Eukaryota, Metazoa, Chordata, Mammalia, Rodentia, Sciuridae. Gene Ontology annotation, molecular function: RNA binding; calcium-dependent phospholipid binding. Gene Ontology annotation, cellular component: plasma membrane. Gene Ontology annotation, biological process: positive regulation of tumor necrosis factor-mediated signaling pathway; regulation of canonical NF-kappaB signal transduction; cellular response to calcium ion.
CUGAGCGGGCCGGCGGCCAUUUUGUGAAGCGGCGUAGGAGGUGGUGGCUGCGGUGGGCUCCGGGAAGCCGUUCGGGCUGGGGCUGUCGGCCGCGGGGCGGAGGCACUCGCGCGGGGGGUAACUCGGGUCUGGGUUCUGGUGCCGCGCAAGUUCUCCCCGUCUAAAAGUUGGUUUUAAUUGGUGCCCACAGGAUUGACUUGGCCUCUACUUCUUGUUAAGAAAAUACAUCUCUUGUUUUAUCAGGUGUGUGUGGUUUCAGCGCAGCAUGGCUGUGGUCAUCCGUUUGCAAGGUCUCCCAAUUGUGGCGGGGACCAUGGACAUUCGCCACUUCUUCUCUGGAUUGACCAUCCCUGAUGGGGGCGUGCAUAUUGUAGGGGGUGAACUGGGUGAGGCUUUCAUCGUUUUUGCCACUGAUGAAGAUGCAAGGCUUGGUAUGAUGCGCACAGGUGGUACAAUUAAAGGGUCAAAAGUAACACUAUUGUUGAGUAGUAAAACGGAAAUGCAGAAUAUGAUUGAACUGAGUCGUAGGCGGUUCGAAACUGCCAACCUAGAUAUACCACCAGCAAAUGCUAGUAGAUCAGGACCACCACCUAGCUCAGGAAUGAGUGGCAGGGUAAACUUGCCUACAACAGUACCCAACUUUAAUAAUCCUUCACCAAGUGUAGUUACUGCUACCACUUCUGUUCAUGAAAGCAACAAAAACAUACAGACAUUUUCCACAGCCAGCGUAGGAACUGCUCCUCCAAGUAUGGGGGCUUCUUUUGGGAGCCCAACAUUCAGCUCGACCAUUCCAAGUACAGCCUCUCCAAUGAACACAGUCCCACCGCCACCUAUUCCUCCGAUCCCAGCCAUGCCAUCUUUGCCACCAAUGCCAUCCAUUCCUCCAAUACCAGUUCCUCCUCCAGUACCUACAUUACCCCCCGUGCCUCCUGUGCCCCCAAUUCCCCCAGUCCCUUCUGUGCCACCAAUGACCCCACUGCCACCCAUGUCAGGCAUGCCACCUUUGAAUCCGCCACCCGUGGCACCUUUACCUGCUGGAAUGAAUGGCUCUGGAGCACCUAUGAAUCUGAACAAUAACCUGAACCCUAUGUUUUUGGGUCCACUGAAUCCUGUUAACCCUAUCCAGAUGAACUCUCAAAGCAGCGUGAAGCCACUUCCCAUCAACCCUGAUGAUCUGUAUGUCAGUGUGCAUGGAAUGCCCUUUUCUGCAAUGGAAAAUGAUGUCAGAGAGUUUUUCCAUGGGCUCCGUGUUGAUGCCGUGCAUUUGUUGAAAGAUCAUGUAGGCCGAAAUAAUGGGAAUGGAUUGGUUAAGUUUCUUUCCCCUCAAGAUACAUUUGAAGCUUUGAAACGAAACAGAAUGCUGAUGAUUCAACGCUAUGUGGAAGUUAGCCCUGCCACAGAGAGACAGUGGGUAGCAGCUGGAGGACAUAUCACUUUUAAGCAAAGUAUGGGACCUUCUGGACAAACCCAUCCCCCUCCUCAGACACUGCCCAGGUCAAAAUCGCCCAGUGGGCAGAAAAGGUCAAGGUCAAGAUCACCACAUGAGGCUGGUUUUUGUGUUUACUUGAAAGGGCUACCAUUUGAAGCAGAAAACAAACAUGUCAUUGAUUUUUUUAAAAAGUUGGAUAUUGUGGAAGAUAGUAUUUAUAUAGCUUAUGGACCCAAUGGGAAAGCAACUGGUGAAGGCUUCGUAGAGUUUAGGAAUGAGGCUGACUAUAAAGCUGCUCUGUGUCGUCAUAAACAAUACAUGGGCAAUCGCUUUAUUCAAGUUCAUCCAAUUACUAAGAAAGGUAUGCUAGAAAAGAUAGAUACAAUUCGAAAAAGACUCCAGAACUUCAGCUAUGACCAGAGAGAAAUGAUGUUAAAUCGAGGGGAUGUCAACUCUGCCAAAGUCUGUGCCCACAUAACAAAUAUUCCAUUCAGCAUUACCAAGAUGGAUGUUCUUCAGUUCCUGGAAGGAAUCCCAGUGGAUGAAAAUGCAGUACAUGUUCUUGUUGAUAACAAUGGGCAAGGUCUAGGACAGGCAUUGGUUCAGUUUAAAAAUGAAGAUGAUGCACGUAAGUCUGAACACUUACACCGUAAAAAAUUAAUGGGGAGAGAAGCAUUUGUUCAUGUAGUUACCCUAGAAGAUAUGAGAGAGAUUGAGAAAAAUCCCCCUGCCCAAGGAAAAAAGGGGCUAAAGAUGCCUGUGCCGGCUAAUCCUGCAGUACCAGGAAUGCCUGCUGCGGGCAUGCCUGCUGCGGGCAUGCCCGCCGCGGGAAUGCCCGCAGCGGGAAUGCCCGGCCCUGGCAUGCCUGCUGCGGGCAUGCCUGCUGCUGGCAUGCCCACUGCUGGUAUGCCUGGUGCAGGCAUACCCGCUGCGGGAUUGCCUGGUGCGGGAAUGCCUGCUGCAGGACUGCCUGCUGCAGGAAUGCCUGGUGCAGGAAUGCCCAGCGCAGGAGGUGAAGAACAUGCUUUCCUGACAGUAGGAUCAAAGGAGGCCAACAAUGGACCUCCAUUUAACUUCCCUGGUAAUUUUGGUGGGUCAAAUGCCUUUGGGCCACCACUGCCUCCUCCAGGAUUAGGAGGGGCCUUUGGUGAUGCUAGGCCUGGUAUGCCUUCAGUUGGAAACAGUGGUUUGCCUGGUCUAGGACUGGAAGUUCCUGGUUUUGGAGGUGGACCCAAUAAUUUAAGUGGGCCAUCAGGAUUUGGAGGGGGCCCUCAGAAUUUUGGAAAUGGUCCUGGUAGCUUAGGUGGCCCUCCUGGCUUUGGAAGUGGCCCUCCUGGUCUUGGAAGUGCCCCUGGGCAUUUGAGUGGACCACCAGCCUUUGGCCCUGGCCCUGGCCCUGGCCCAAUCCAUAUUGGUGGUCCACCUGGCUUUGGAUCUAGUUCUGGGAAACCAGGACCUACAGUAAUUAAAGUGCAGAACAUGCCCUUCACUGUGUCUAUUGAUGAGAUUUUAGAUUUCUUUUAUGGCUAUCAAGUAAUCCCAGGCUCAGUGUGCUUAAAAUACAAUGAAAAAGGUAUGCCCACAGGUGAAGCCAUGGUGGCCUUCGAAUCUCGGGAUGAAGCCACAGCUGCUGUCAUUGACUUAAAUGACAGGCCUAUAGGCUCAAGAAAAGUAAAACUUAUGGCCCGCUGUGUGACCUUGGUUCAGCUGUCUAUUUCCUGUGACCACCUCAUUGACAAGGACAUCGGCUCCAAGUCAGACCCACUCUGCGUCCUUUUACAGGAUGUGGGAAGGGGCAACUGGACUGAGCUUGGCCGAACUGAGCGAGUACGGAACUGCUCAAAUCCUGAGUUCUCCAAGACUCUGCAGCUUGAGUAUCACUUUGAAACAGUCCAGAAACUACGCUUCGGAAUCUAUGACAUAGACAACAAGACACCAGAGCUGGGGGAUGAUGACUUCCUAGGGGGAGCUGAAUGUUCCCUAGGACAGAUCGUGUCCAGCCAAAUGCUGACUCUACCCUUGAUGCUAAAGUCUGGAAAACCUGCUGGGAAGGGAACCAUUACGGUCUCAGCUCAGGAGCUGAAGGACAGUCGUGUAGUAACAGUGGAGGUAGAAGCCAGAAACCUUGAUAAGAAGGACUUCCUGGGAAAAUCUGAUCCAUUCCUGGAGUUCUUCCGCCAGGGUGAUGAAUGGCACCUGGCAUACAGAUCUGAGGUAAUCAAGAACAACCUGACUACUUGGAAGCGCUUCUCAGUUCCCUUUCAGCAUUUCUGUGGUGGAGACCCCAGCACACCCAUCCAGGUACGCUGCUCAGACUAUGACAGUGAUGGGUCACAUGAUCUCAUUGGUACUUUCCACACUAGCUUGGCCCAGUUGCAGGCAGUCCCGGCCGAGUUUGAAUGCAUCCACCCUGAGAAGCAGCAGAAAAAGAGAAGCUACAAGAACUCUGGAACUAUCUGUGUCAAGAUUUGCCAGGUAGAAACAGAAUAUUCCUUCCUGGACUAUGUUAUGGGAGGCUGCCAAAUCAACUUCACUGUGGGUGUGGACUUCACUGGCUCCAAUGGAGAUCCCUCCUCACCUGACUCCCUGCACUACCUGAGUCCUACAGGAGUCAACGAAUACCUGACAGCGCUGUGGAGUGUGGGCAGUGUGGUUCAAGACUAUGACUCGGACAAGCUGUUCCCGGCAUUUGGAUUUGGGGCCCAGGUGCCCCCUGAUUGGCAGGUCUCACAUGAAUUUGCCUUGAACUUCAAUCCCAAUAACCCAUACUGUGCAGGCAUCCAGGGCAUUGUGGAUGCCUACCGCCAAGCCCUGCCCCAAGUACGCCUCUAUGGCCCCACCAACUUCGCACCCAUCAUCAACCAUGUGGCCAGGUUUGCAGCCCAGGCUGCAUAUCAGGGGACUGCCUCGCAAUACUUCGUGCUGUUGCUGUUGACUGAUGGUGCUGUGACAGAUGUGGAAGCCACACGUGAAGCUGUGGUGCAUGCUUCAAAACUGCCCAUGUCAGUGAUAAUUGUGGGUGUUGGUGGUGCUGACUUUGAGGCCAUGGAACAGCUGGACGCUGAUGGUGGGCCACUGUGUACACGCUCUGGAGAGGCAUCUACCCGUGACAUAGUACAGUUUGUGCCUUAUCGCAGAUUUCAAAAUGCUCCUCGGGAAGCACUGGCACAGACUGUACUUGCAGAAGUGCCUACACAGCUGGUCUCCUACUUCAAGGCUCAGGGUUGGGCUCCGUUCAAGGUGCCUCCAUCCCCAGCCAAAGGUCCUGCACAGAACUCCCAAGCCUAGAUACCCUUGGAGGGUAGGCUGUGGCCAGUUCUAGUUCUGAGCUUUGUACCCCCAGUAUUCUCUGGGGCGUGGUCCAAUCCUACACUCUCCCCCCAGUGCUAGCACUUUAUAUUUGAUACUUUUAUACUGGCUUCUGCUAUUACUGCUCUUGAUCUCACCUGCUUGUCCCUGAUAUCCCUUAUUCAAUAAAGACCAGUAAAAAUCA